Cuculus canorus (common cuckoo) is the source of this 9375-nucleotide messenger RNA. RefSeq names its product potassium voltage-gated channel subfamily A member 1 (gene KCNA1). Bases 1449 to 2924 code for a protein of 491 amino acids. The record is from RefSeq and is a predicted model, not a curated record. Gene Ontology annotation, molecular function: protein binding; delayed rectifier potassium channel activity. Lineage: Eukaryota; Metazoa; Chordata; Aves; Cuculiformes; Cuculidae. The transcript is spliced from 4 exons. Gene Ontology annotation, cellular component: synapse; membrane; neuronal cell body. Gene Ontology annotation, biological process: potassium ion transmembrane transport; protein homooligomerization.
CCACAGACAUAUGCAGGGUGUCUGCUUGACAACUUCUUCUGUGAAUGCCAUGGGAAGAGGACAGAGGGAAUGUCUGCAUGGAAGGGCAAAUCUUUUGUUUGCCAGAUCAAAAGAUGGCACCCUCAGCGUUUUUACAAGACUGAACUUUGAACUUGCAGAAACUAUUCUGCUUUUGCUGUGCUGAUCUGUCUUUAACACAAGGAGUCUACCAGUUUCUGCUGCCUACAAAGAGUUACAUCAGCAGCCAACAAAGAUGGCUCAGCCAUCCUCACCCUGUGAUGUUCAGAAUGCCCGCCGAUUCCCCAUCUGCUUGUGCUCAUCCACACCACCAUGCCAGGCUGGAUGCACUUUCGACACAAGUCGAAGUGUUGCUCGUGAUGAAUGGCUAUCGGAGAGGUGUAAUGCUGUUUGCUUUGUACGACCAGACCUAACAAACACAAGGCUGGGUCAUCAGUAAGAGGCAUUCAGCAGCCCUCUCGCUCCUGCCACACGCGCCCAGCUCCUGCCUCCUCCUGCUGCUGCUGCCGGGACGAGCCAAGCCCAGCUCCGGGGAUGCGGCUGCAGGACUGCGGCUCUCUCCCAGCUCCUCAGCCGCCGCUCCUGCUCCAGCUGCCUUAAGGGAAGAGAGCGCGACAGCCGGCAUCUCUCCAGAACCCUUUGAUUUCAUUUACUAACCAGACUUUUGGAAAAGGUACUUUGCGCUCUCUUCCUCCCACCCCCCACUGCGGUUCUCGGCAGAAACUAAUUAAACCCACUCGCCCUUGGUGCGCCUAAGACAGUGUAUGAAUAUUUCAGUGUCUCACAGGCAGCCCUGUAAAGCGAUCGCUGUAUUAUUAAGAGGGGUGCAAGAGGAGGAGAAGGGUUGAGUUUGCCUCUGCGGUUUUUGUUUUGGUUUGGUUUUUUUUGGAUGAUGCUGCAAGGCGACUUGACGCAUUCCGGCACUGGCUGCUACUCCUAACCAGCGCAUCUGACUGGGAGCAGCAGCCACAGCGAUGGUCAAGUCGGCGACAAAAGAGGACGGAUCACGUUAAAGGCAAAAGGAGACGGCUGGGGAGGGAACCCCAGCCUUGGGGUGCACCCCAUAGACCUUCAGCCUCCUGGCUUGGGGAACAGGACCCCUCAUCUUACCUGCCCUCUUUCCCCCCUAAAGGUACUUCUUCCCUCUUUCUUUACCCUCCUGUCAUCCCUAAUGCCUUUCCCUUCAUCCCACCUCUCCUUCUCCCUUUUGGAUAUUUCCAUCCUUUAGGCUACAUCCCUUCCUCAAGCUCUCCGCCCAGACUCAUCAUCCCUUCCCGUGGACUGUGAGCCCCUACCCCUGCCCCCAUUCCCUACCCCCACCCCCUCAGACUCCACUGAACUGCCCCAGGACUCUCUGCUCUCCUCUAUCCACCUAUCAAGUCCCUCUCCUCUCCUACCCUGCCCUUGCGUCUUCCUUCCCGUGUGCCACCAUGACCGUGAUGGCUGGAGAGAACAUGGAUGAGACUUCUGCACUACCUGGCCACCCCCAGGAUAGCUACCAGCCUGCUGCCCAUGACGACCAUGAGUGCUGUGAGCGUGUAGUGAUUAACAUUGCUGGACUGCGCUUUGAGACACAGCUGAAGACCCUAGCCCAGUUCCCCAACACACUGCUGGGCAACCCUAAGAAACGCAUGCGGUACUUUGACCCCUUGCGCAAUGAGUACUUCUUUGACCGGAACCGGCCCAGCUUUGAUGCCAUCCUCUACUACUAUCAGUCUGGGGGGAGGCUUCGCCGGCCAGUCAAUGUGCCCUUGGACAUGUUCUCAGAGGAGAUCAAAUUUUAUGAGCUGGGUGAGGAGGCCAUGGAGAAGUUCCGGGAAGAUGAAGGAUUCAUCAAAGAUGAAGAGAGACCCUUGCCAGAGGGGGAGUACCAGCGCCAAGUAUGGCUCCUCUUUGAAUACCCAGAGAGCUCUGGGCCUGCAAGGGUCAUUGCAAUAGUCUCUGUCAUGGUGAUCCUCAUCUCCAUUGUGAUCUUCUGCCUAGAGACGUUACCUGAGCUAAAGGAGGACAAGGAUUAUACAUUGCCUCGCAUCGACAACACCACCCAGGUCUACAAAUCAAAUAUCUUCACAGAUCCCUUCUUUGUUGUGGAGACCCUGUGCAUAAUCUGGUUCUCUUUCGAGUUGGUGGUGCGCUUCUUUUCUUGCCCCAGUAAGACUGAUUUCUUCAAGAAUAUAAUGAACUUCAUUGACAUUGUGGCCAUCAUCCCUUACUUUAUCACCCUGGGCACUGAAAUGGCCGAGCGGGAGGGGACUCAGAAAGGAGAGCAGGCUACCUCCUUGGCCAUCCUGAGAGUCAUCAGACUGGUAAGAGUCUUUCGAAUCUUCAAACUCUCCCGGCACUCUAAGGGCCUCCAGAUUUUGGGACAGACCCUCAAAGCAAGUAUGAGAGAGCUAGGUUUACUAAUCUUCUUCCUGUUCAUUGGGGUGAUCUUAUUCUCUAGUGCGGUAUAUUUUGCUGAGGCUGAAGAACCUGAGUCUCAUUUCACAAGUAUCCCUGAUGCUUUCUGGUGGGCGGUGGUAUCCAUGACCACUGUGGGCUAUGGUGACAUGUACCCUGUGACAAUUGGAGGCAAAAUCGUAGGCUCCUUGUGUGCCAUCGCUGGUGUGCUGACAAUUGCCCUGCCUGUACCUGUCAUCGUGUCCAACUUCAACUACUUCUACCACCGAGAAACAGAAGGGGAAGAACAGGCUCAGUUGCUUCAUGUUAGCUCCCCUAAUUUAGCAUCUGACAGUGAUCUCAGUCGCCGCAGCUCCUCCACAAUCAGCAAAUCUGAGUACAUGGAAAUCGAAGAGGAUAUGAAUAAUAGCAUAGACAAUUUUAGAGAGGCUAAUCUCAGAACUGGCAACUGCACUGUAGCCAACCAAAACUGCGUUAAUAAAAGCAAGCUGCUGACUGAUGUGUAAACAAAAAAAAACCAAAAUCCCCACUCACAGCUUGAGGACUUUAGUGACACAGUCACACUUUGUAGAUGCUUUACUGAUAGUCUUUGAAUGCUUUCUUUACCUCGUAAAUGCCUUGUUGCAUUGCGAAUUUUUGCUCAGCGAUAAAGAAGCUUCCAGGAUCCAUGAAAGAUAGGUUUUGUUUAUUUUUAAAAAAUGUUUUCCACCUGGUAAAUGAUAAACAUUUGAACUAAUUUAGUUUUAAGCUGUGUGAUGCUAGACCUAAAGUUUUCCUCUUCCAUUUCCCUUUUUCUUUUCUUUUUGAAGUUAACUUAAACUAAGCAAGAGAGUUUUUAGAGCUAUAAAACAUACGCAUGGAUUCCAGUAAAAGUAUUCUGCAAAACUGCACAGUUGCAAGAAAGUGCAUAAAAUAAUAAUAAAAAAACCCCAACAAUGAAAACCUGCAGCAAGCAUUUGCUACGAUUUUUAUGAAGGAGCGCAAAUUUUCCUUCCGACUCCUAGGUGAAAGAUUACAUACUUCCUAUAUACAGAUCCACACAGCACCUUAUUAAAAACAUGCUUAGGCCAGUUCUCUUUUGCUGUCCAUAGGAGAACUAUUCUAAAAUGAAAAUAACAAACAAAACUGAAGACAAAACAUCUGCAAUGCUGCUAAGUUCUUUUACGUGCAGAUGAUUUGAAAAUACUUUUCCUUUACCCUGUCCAGAACUAGAUACAAAACUUUAAGCCCCUCUGUUGCAAGAUAGCACAAUGGAGUUUAAUAUAAGCAUGUUUGAAUUUGAUACUAUUUAUUUUAUAAUCGCAUGCCUGAAACGUUACCUCAAACAAUAGCAGAUAAGCUUUCGUUUCAACCCAAUCUUCUAAAAAUAGGUCCUUUAACUCUCUUUUUUCUUUUCUUUUGUUUUGUUUUUCUUUUUGAUUUGUAUUCACCGGAAGUGCACUCCUUAAUUUAUUACAUCGUUGACUAGUAAUUUAAAGUACUGUAUUUAAGUGCGUAUGUUAGUCAAAUGGGAACAAUAACUUUUGGAGAUCGAAGCAUGUUCAAAUAUUCAGCAUUAUGGCCUAUUUGAUUAAGGUGUAACUUGAAUUAAUUAAUGCAUGAAUUCAAUAAUAAUAACAAUAAUAAUAAUAACAAUAAAAACAAAAUAAAAAAGUGCUCGACAGACUGAGGGCCUGAAUGAACUGAUUACAGAAACCUGAUUGUUUUCCUGCAUUGCCAGGGAAAUUUGUUGGCUUUUGUCCAGGCAUUGUUGGAAAGGAACAUAUCCCAUCCCUUAAAGGGAAAGCUAUAGGGAAAAUUAAGAAGUCAAGUUAUAUAGAGCAACACCUAAAACGUAGUAUCCUUUAUAGCUGAAAGGUGCAGAUGCAUGCUUUUUGGUGCAUUCUCAGAAUGUAAAUGAAACUUAUCUAUUAUAUGCAUCCAAAUAGCAGCAGCUGGUUUCUUUUGAAGUCAUCAGUUGAGACUUUUUUUGUAUUCCCCUAAAACUCACUGAAGAAACUCAACAGAUUGAUAGUUGCACUAGUGCCUUUAUUUUACAUCCCCUAAACUGCUGGAAGUGCCUCCAGGACCUAAGCCAAUCAGAUAGUGAAAGAAAGGGCAAGGCAGAACUGCCUCCUGGCACAGCAUGGAAAGGGGUAGAGAGGGAAAGAAAGAGGAAGUGUGAGUGAGAGGGAUGCAGAAAAGGCAGGCAGAAACCACCAGCGCCAAUGGGAUACCUUCCUUCCCUUGUCAGUCCAAUGCUACAAGGCCCAGCAUUUGCUUCUGCCAGGUAACUCGUAGUUGUGUUUGUGCAAGACUUCAAGUUUUCCUAGGUUGUUCAUAGAGACAUUGCUGCUAUGGUUGUAUCUGCUCUUCCUUUCCCUGAGAUGACUUUUCGGUAGCCUUUCCCAGCCUGGCAGGACACAGAAGGAGCUAAGGACCAGCAUGAACUGCAGCAUUGCCCAGUCAGGCAAACAGAUUGCAGGGCUGUGUUCUUCUUUCCCUUGGAUUCCCCAGCAGGUAGGUGAGAGACGCCUUCCAGUGUCCUCACAUCCUUGCUUCUUUUAUCCCCUUUUGGCAGUCUGCCAGAUCUUAGAUCCCAUCACAGAUCCUUUGAGCCACAUUUUUCUUUCUGGUCCCUAAUCUUACUCCCACCAUGAUGUGAUGAAGGAAGCAACACUAGGAAAAUGUAUCUUCUGCAAUAUGCCAGCCUUGAUUGCUAGGCCCUGGAAGAUCUGAGUUAAUUUAGGCACUAAUCUUUAUUUUUUAAAUGGACAAAGUUGAGGAUCUUCAUUCUGCACUUAGCAUGUGGCCAACUGCUGUUGAACACUUCUUCCACAUUGUACAGAUCCUUUCUUCCCUUAUCCUUCUUAUAUAUGUAUAUAUAUGUAUAAAUAUAUAUAUGUGUGUCUGUGUAUGUCUGUGUCGCACACAGGCGCAGAUACGCAUGUAUGUAAAAUCAAGGCACUUAGAGUUAAAAACCAACACUAACUCUGCAGAUACGCACAAGCCUGACAUGCCAGGUUUACAGAAAGACUUGAUUUUAUUUCUCACUGUGUGGCUUCUGUGAAUCUUAACAAUGAGAAAGCGAUAAAGAACUGAGGGAGCUCUAACUCCUGUAAGAACUGCAAAUCAUCAGAUAAAACAGGGCAUUACCUCCUUUACGUAGAUGUUGUAAAGCUUCCUUCCUGUCCCUCCCCCACCCCCUUCACAGCCCUGCCCAUUGUACACCUUUCUCCCCACUCAAAUCUGAUGGUCCUGAUCUUCCCAAACUCUUGACUUCUAGGCUAUGACUUUUCAUGUCAAAACAGACUUGAAUGCUGCACUCAGCUUGUAAAACAACCAACUAACUAAACUAAACAGCAAUAAUCAAUUCAGUGCUGCGGGACUGAUGAUCAGAAAGCAGCAUCUGAGAGAUGAGGCCUCACUUCGGUAACUUAACUUCUGCCACAGUUGCGUAUGCACACCUUAGUUUAACGAGUGGAAUGAUAAUCAUUCUGCAUAUGUAAAGAAAAAUGUGCUGCAUGCAGCAAUUCUUCUUAAUCAGGAGACUGGGGUGGAUCAUUAGGACUAGAGGUGGUCUAGGGAGCUUUACUGUUGCUUUGUCCAUUUAUAGCUCACUGCAAAGGAUCUCAAUACAUAUGGAGUACAGGAAUUAGCCUUAUGUAGCAUAGGCAUGUGUUUUUGGCAAGUUUGACACACAAAAAAUAGACAAACAAAAAGUUCUUACUCCUUUUACAGAGGAGUGCUGAAACAUCUUUGUGGGCCUGAAGGUGCACUUACAGACUGCCAGUUUUUACCAGUAAGAAUCUUUUUCUUGAUUUUUCUUUUUUUUUUUUUUUCUUUUUUUUUCCCCUCCCCUCCUUUUGGAGUAUGUUUCUUUUUGUCACACAUGGGGUUGUUUAUGUCAGUGCAAGAGGACUUGAAAUGAGCUGAUGGCUAAUUUAGUGCAUCUCUGAAAGACUGAAGAGAACUUCGUUCAUUUGGUAGGAACAUCACAGAAGUAAUGCCCACAUCAUACUGGACAGGGAAGCUAGUAGAUAUGGCAGUCUUAGUUGGGCUGUAGUUUGCAGCAAGGCAGCAAUUCCAGCAUAAGGAGUUACUGCCCAAGCCUCCUUUACCAGCCACUGUUCUGUGCCUCACUAUGCUUCUUGGUUGUCCUCAUACAGCUUUUUAUUCAUCCAUUCAGGGAAGGGGAUGAGGGAAUUUAUCUGGUGUGAGCAAAGCAGCACUGCACUGUGGUGCAGAGGCAGGAAUGAAGUGGAGAGGCAGUGGGCAGGAAUCCUGUAGGCUGAUAUUGUUGCCAAAAUUUCCCAUCUGGUCCUGCCAUCCUUAGCUAUAGAGCAUUAGAGAACAUGCAGAGGAGCCGGCAGCAGAGUGAAAAUUAGAGGCUCUGUACCCCUUUCCUUCGUAGAGCUGAGAGGUUGCUGCCAGACUGCCAAGAGCUCAAAUCCUUUGUGUGGCAGCUCCAGCAGAGAUGAUGAACUGGAUUUAUUUGUCUUCAUGAGGGAGCUAGCAUGCAGUAAGCCAGGGUGUGAGUUGACAGCAUCCUAGCAAACCCAUGGAGAUUCCCUGCAUGGAGUCUCUGUCUUAAGCCUUAUCUCCAUUGGGGACUUCAGGAAAGCUAAUCCGAAUUGAUGAAAGGUGUGCAUUUAAAGUAGAUUUGUUAAGCUGUUUUAAAGCCCAGCAUGGACAUUCUGUUGCAGCAUAAAAGCAACCUUAAUCUGAUUUGGAGUCAUUCUUUUUGGAAGGAAAGUAAGCUGAAUUGAAUUAAGGUUGCUUUAAUUCUGAACACAAUGGGGCUUAAUACAGUUUACCUCAUCUGCCUCACAAGUUCAUUCAGAUAGAUGAGCCUUUAGUAACCAUGAAAUAUAUUGGAACUGACCCUGCUUUGCAGAGGGUGGCUAGGCGGAGUGUGCCCACGUGCUAUAAAACUCUUAGUACAUGAAUGCUGGUAAAUCACAGCCUGGCUUACUGAGGGCUAACAUGUUGUUCCUGUUAGCAAUUCUAGUGAUUUUCUUUCUUUGUUCCUGGUUUACACAUUUGUAGGUGUGAGGAUAAUCAAUCCUGCUGCCUUCUGGAAGGUUGGCAAUAAUCAUGGCCCAAGGAUUUUUUCCAUUUACGAAGUCUCUUACUGUUGAUCAUACAGACAAGCACUUGAAAGACAGUAUGUUGCUCUAGAGACAGGACAAAAUUCAGCAAAAGUCCUCUUGUUUUCAGCAGUGAUUUUGCCCAACCAGAGAUUUCAGGGAUCAGACCCUUCUUAGCAAUUCGGCUGUGUAUCAUUCAUUAGAGGCUGCAUUGGCCCAAAUCAACAACUGGAGUAGAGGCAACUUUUACUGACAAAUAUUUUACUAAGGGACAACUGUUUUCAUUAGAUAGAAGUACAGAAAGUUUCUUUCUGUUAUGAGAGAGUUGAAGCCCAAGUGUAACGUAAAAACCUGCUUAUUUUUACAUAUAAGGUACUGAGGGCAAAUUUCUCUUUUCCACAGUUCACACUUGGACAGUGUAGUGUCUUAUAUGGACAUGUAUUAACCCCCAAAAAACCCCAAAACCACAACACUAGGACAGGAACAUCUGAAAUUUAGAAAUAGAUGGGAAGUUGUAUUUUAGAAUAAGAUCUGCAUGUGUGUAUGGAGAAAAUAUAUUCCUUUCCAAAUAUUAGCUUGAGAACUGUUUUUAGAGGGGUGCCAUUCUGGAUUAAUUUAUUUCCCCUAAUAUGAAGAAGGAAGUACUGCAGCUCUUCCAGGAAUGGUCUGAUACUGUAGGCUUCCCUCAGCCUGAUACCACUGGUGGUCAGAGUAAUUUCAGUCUCGCAGGAAUGCAAAUCCAGUUCCAAAGUGUGAUUUAACCUUCAUAGCCAAAGAGCUGGGUGGAAUUGGAAAGCUGUCCUUGCAAUUGCACAACAUGGCAAGUUUGUUCCAGACCUGCCUAUUGCAAAUCUGAAAUCUAAGAUGCUUUAACCAGGGACCUACAUUUCAGUUUUGGUUGGACUUAUUUCAGGCUGAGUUUCUUUUUCUGUUUUCUACUCUUCUGGCUUUACUCAAUCAGGCAUAGAGAAUUUAUUUUUCCUGAAAUGCUUAUCAAGUAUUCUUAAAGGUGUCAGUAUUUGUAUCUGCAAAAUGAAACUUCAGGUUGUUCUACAGUUUCACUCAGUACAGAUGAACGUGCCACUGGUGCGGUCAACAAUUUAUGCGGUCAAGGCAUACUAUGCUUUGAUAUUUUCAAAGGAAAUAAAAUGAAACUGAGGUCUUAACUAAAAUUUGUCUCCAAGCGUCUGUUAAUAUCUAUGUAAUUCUGUAUAUUUCACCUGUUCACAGGCUUUAGCGAAUGUUGCUACAAGUUAUAAAAAAUAACCAUCUUCCAUUUCUAGUUUCUAUAAUAAAAUGAAGACGUUGCAUUCAGUUCCUUUAGGUGCAUCAGUCUUUGAUCCAUAUUAUCGUUUCAAUGACAUUUCUAUAAUGUAAUUGGGAUCAAAUGUAUAUUUUACUUUUGUACAAAAGUAAAAAUGAUAUUUUUAUGACUAAAUUCAGCAAACCCUUACCUAUAACCUGCUAAGAUGAAAUUUUAUUUUCCUUUCCUUUACAUGUAAACCAUUGUUUUUGCAGUAUGUUGGUUUGAAAUGAAUAAAUAACAGCUGUCAAUAGAACUGUAUGUGGCCUCUCAGACAUACCUCUGAUUUUAAAGAUGAAAUAUUACUGAUGUGAAAUAAACUGAUUAGUCUCCAUAUGAAAGUGCACCAUCAGGGCAACAAACCAUUUAAGCUGACACAGCUGUACCUAAUUUCACCAUUUAUAAAUCGCUUACACUUUGGGUCAAGUAUGGACUUCAUUGUCACAUUACAGCUCAUUUUACUUCAGUACUGAAACCAUUUGACUUAUCCUUUUUAAAACAUCUAAUGUUAUGAGUUCUUGAACUAUUUCAAAUGCAUAGUUUUCACCUAUGCAAUUUUACCUGCUUCUGUACUUGUUCGUCUGU